AGGGUCCAAGAUUUCACAUCAUACAAGAUCCAAGAUUGGAAAGAUGAAGACAAACACAGUCUUUCUGCUCCUGGGUGUAGUUCUGUGUCUGGCGCUGGUCAGUCAAGCUAAGGUAGUAACAGUGCCCUGUGAUCAGCCUCAUGCAGAAUUUCUAAGCUGCGGCAUGGCUUGUCCAGUCACAUGUGCCAAUAUCGAUGACCCACCCACAUUUUGUAAUAAAAUGUGUGUAUGGGGUUGCUUCUGUCAAAAGGACUACUAUGCAAACAGCCACCAUAUAUGUGUCCGAGCAGAAGAUUGUAGAUAAACAUCCUGUGCGCAGUGGGUGUGGCCAGCUAUGCUGAUUCAG
This is a messenger RNA of Pelobates fuscus (common spadefoot toad), 346 nucleotides long. RefSeq names its product venom peptide SjAPI-2-like. The transcript is spliced from 4 exons. The record is from RefSeq and is a predicted model, not a curated record. NCBI's taxonomy places the organism in Eukaryota, Metazoa, Chordata, Amphibia, Anura, Pelobatidae. The coding region runs from base 44 to 304 and encodes 86 amino acids.